AUGACAGACAUUGCGACCGACGACGGCGGGGAUGCGGAGGCGCAACGAGGUGCUGGGGGUCAGAGGAAGAGCGCAUUCUACUCGGACGGCCAGUCUCGACCCGGGACGGCCCGGACGGCCAUUUCAUCAAGGAGCCCUUGGAACCCAUCGGCCCCCCUCCGCCGAGGACUUUCUGGCAAGCGAGGUAGCGUCUCUGGGAGUGUCACGAGCGCUUCGCUUGGAGCCCGCCCUGCAAGCUCAACAAGCCGAAGCCACGUUCCUUCACUCACGUCGCAUGCAUUCUUCCGACCUAUGAGCUCUCAGAGAUUACAGGCGCAGCGAGGUGCUUCGAGGCCGACAACUAUGAGCCGUCAGCAAGAAUCGGAGCCGGCUGCAACCGGGGGCGAGAGCAGCAACCCUGCUCGACACAGUCUUCUGUCGAGCCUCAAUGCGCGCCUCGAAGGGCAGAUCGCGGAGGGGGGGGAGAUGCGGCCGCCGCCAUCCCGGGGCACCGAAGUGACGGAGCAAGAGACCAUGGGCCGCAUCACGGCUAAUACAAGCCCAACACACGGCCACAACGCUGCAGCAAGCGUGACUGAUAGCGUACGGCCUUUGCAGAGGAAGCCAGGCAGUGGAAAUAACCUCACCGUCAACGUGGACAAGAACUAUAAGCUGGGAGGCAACGUACCAUCACCUAUCCGCACGCCUCGAUCUUUCCGAUCUAGCUUCCUUCUGCCGGGAAGAAUCGAGUCCCAUGAUGGCUCCAACCGUGAAAUCCAAGGGGGUGAGAAGCUGGAAUCCAUUGCUUCCUCCCCUCACCUCCCGCCCCCAAGCCGGGACGGGAACGUUCAGCCAAAACCAGACAAUGAAAAGACGAAGCUCGGCCGCAACUAUGAAUAUUUCGAGGGCAAUACCGUCUUUUUCUUGGGCGGGCGAGCGCAAAACACAAGACACCGGCCAAUCAACAUUGCGACGGGAUCUCUCGUCGUCCUUCCCAGCAUUCUGUUCUUUGUUUUCUCGGCGCCGUGGAUCUGGAAUAACAUCUCGCCGGCAAUACCGAUCAUAUUUGCUUAUGCCUUCUACAUCUCCAUAUCUUCGUUCUUUCAUGCCUCGGUCACGGAUCCUGGAAUCCUGCCCCGAAACCUGCACCGGUUUCCUCCGCCAGAUGAGGACGAAGACCCUCUGAGACUCGGUCCUCCUACUAACGACUGGGCAUUGGUCAGGUCCUGGGAAAUGUCAACUGCGGCGAUGGAAGUCCCUACUAAAUACUGCAAGACGUGCAACAUCUGGCGGCCCCUGCGCGCUCACCAUUGCCGGCUUUGCGACAACUGCGUUGAGACGCAGGAUCACCACUGCGUGUGGAUCAACAACUGCGUGGGUCGACGCAACUAUCGCUAUUUUGCCGCGUUUCUUGUCUCUUCGACUUUUCUCUCGCUCUUUUUGAGUGGGGUCUGCCUUGCGCAAAUCUUUGUCUACGCAAACCAGCAAGGCGUCUCAACCGGGGAAGCUAUCGACCAUUUCCGGGUUCCUUUUGCCAUGGUUAUCUACGGCUUCAUUGGCUUUAUUUACCCCGCUGCGCUUACUGGCUACCACAUUUUCUUGAUGGCCAGGGGCGAGACGACGCGCGAGUACCUCAACUCGCACAAGUUCCUCAAGAAGGAUAGAUAUCGGGCCUUCACACAAAGCAGCUGGCUGAAAAACUGGAUCGUUGUUCUCUGUCGACCACGGCCGCCCACAUACUACGGUUUCAAGAACACGUUCCAACAGGGCGACCAACGAUUCAGCAAUCAUCGGGGUGCCGGGCGGUCAGACUCGAAAGAGGGCAUGGAGAUGCAAGACGUCAAGCAGCCGAACGCUCAGCCCGGCUUUCUAGGGCCUAUGUCCUUGCGCAAUCCAGCGCCCACGUCGGGAGUGUGA
This is a messenger RNA of Lasiosphaeria miniovina, 1896 nucleotides long. Its product is annotated as DHHC palmitoyltransferase-domain-containing protein. Lineage: Eukaryota; Fungi; Ascomycota; Sordariomycetes; Sordariales; Lasiosphaeriaceae. The transcript has 2 exons. The record is from RefSeq and is a predicted model, not a curated record. Gene Ontology annotation, cellular component: Golgi apparatus; endoplasmic reticulum. Gene Ontology annotation, biological process: peptidyl-L-cysteine S-palmitoylation; protein targeting to membrane. Gene Ontology annotation, molecular function: protein-cysteine S-palmitoyltransferase activity. The coding region runs from base 1 to 1896 and encodes 631 amino acids.